Penicillium bovifimosum is the source of this 1134-nucleotide messenger RNA. RefSeq names its product ankyrin repeat domain-containing protein. The transcript has a single exon. The coding region runs from base 1 to 1134 and encodes 377 amino acids. The record is from RefSeq and is a predicted model, not a curated record. Lineage: Eukaryota; Fungi; Ascomycota; Eurotiomycetes; Eurotiales; Aspergillaceae. Gene Ontology annotation, molecular function: protein binding.
AUGGCUCAAUUACUCGAAUUGCCAAACGAACUGCUUCUUCUUAUUGCCAGAUAUCUGCCCUACCAAAAAGAUAUCAACUCCUUUGUCCAAACAAACCGCCAGCUAUACGUCCUCUUAAACGUUUUCCUAUGCAAAUUCAAUAUCCAGCACCAUCAAAGCUCUGCCCUGACAUGGGCAGCCAGCAAUGGAAAUGAUCACUUAGCAAAAAGGAUGCUUGAAGCUGGCGUCAGUAUAGCAUCAUUUGAUACCUCAGAAACCGCGAAUCCGCUCUUACGCGCAGUUAUAGCGGGCCAUAUUUCAACUCUUAAAGUGAUGCUCUCAGAAAAACGGCCAGAUCGAGUAUCCUCACCUUUUCAGAAGCGGAGGGUUCUUCUAUUUGCCAUUCGAUCUUCAGACAGAGAGGUUAUAGACCUGAUGAUCGAGAACGACGCUCCUUUAAACCCCUUUCCAGAUGAUCGACGUGGAGAUUCCACCCUGGGUAUCGCAGCCCUUGGUCUGUGUGAUCCUACUAUAUUUGCUCGCUUGCUACAGGCAGGCGCACGGACACAUCGCGGCGAACAGCCAGAUACAUUCUCCAUGGUUAUGACCCCAGGACAUCCAGGUCGAUCGCAGAUCGUUGAACUUUUGCUGGAGCAGAAUUGCCAACCAUCAUCGGAGGAAGCUCUACGUCGUAUUGUAAGACAAAACGACAAAACUAUAUUCCAGCUUUUUGUCGACCAUGGCUUUGAGAUAGAUAUCUACGGCCAUGCAGCUCUAUUCCAAGCCAUUCUUGAGCGCGAGGAUGAAAUGGUGGAAUUACUGCUUGAGAGUGGUGCAAACCCACAUCUGCAAUGCCAAUAUCCUGAUGACGAUUGUGUUUUUCACUAUCGUAGCUCAAUAUGGUGCGCCAUUAGGUUCCGCAACUGGAAAAUGCUCGACCUCCUCCUUUCAAAGGGUGUCCAUCCAGACCCGGCUGACCUCGCCUUUGCCAUUGAACGUGAUGAGAAGAAGGCUAUUGCUUUACUAUCCCAAUUUUCUUAUGAGAGUGUACCGGUCAAGAUCACUUUACCUGACUUUAUCAAGCAUAUGGAAGAUGAAAGAGUGAAGACAGAUCCUAACUUUGUGCCGAAGGACUGGUGGCCUAGACUCUCUUGA